AUGAAUUGGGAUCACCCAAUCCACAGUUUCACGGAUCCCAAUGUCGAACCUCAGACCCCCACAAGAACGCCCACCAUCAGCUCCCUGGACGACACUGCCUUCCAAACGCCAAAGUUCGAGUCGAGCUUCUAUGAUCCUCGCGUGACAUGGGACACCGCCGACCCUUACGCCUCGAGCCCCGAACUCACCAGGUCUGCCCACCGUUUCGAUCAAACCCCCGGCCAAAGGGUCCAGAGCCCGGGCGAUGGCACGAUCUCGAGGCACAGGCCGGUAGACAUUGGCAGGGCGGACAGCAAUUUUACGACUCAUAGCGCUGGCUUUGCGGAUUCAGUCGGCUCCGCAAAACGGUCUGCUGCAUCAAUGCAGACACCGCCGCCCACAAGUACCGUUCGGAGGAAAGCUCAGGACCGGAAUAGCACCAACUUGGAUCUGAGUACCCCCAUACAGCCAACCUACUCUGCUCAGCCGCUAGAAACACCCAGCCGCGUGAUUGGUUUCUCUCCUGGCAUCUUCGGCCUGCAGGGCUCUCCUGAUUUUUUUACCAUGUCCGGGAAUUUGGCAACGGCUUCUCCUUAUUUCUCCCGCCAGAUGCCAUGGGGCCAUGAGGGUACCGGUUCUCAAGGUGCGGUGGGCAUGUCACCGACAUAUGGCGGUUCAUUCAAUCUACCUGCCUCUUCGCCCCCAGGCCUUUUCGAUGCCAGUCGCGUGGAAAGCACAAACUUAGGCACGUCCCUUCUGCCAGUAGUUCAUGAACCGAAUGGAUUUAAUGCUCGUUCAAUGGCACAUGAUGCUUGCGGCCUGGAGGCAAGCCAUGCCACUCUGCAUAGUUCAAUAGCCACAUCUCCACGGGUGCCUCCCGUACACAGUGAAGACCCGUCCAUGUUUCUGAGUUCUCCUGCACGACGGUUUGGCUAUUCGGAGCAAACUCUCUCCCCGCCACCUCGUCCUAGAGUAGAAACGCGGCAACCAUACCAUUACCAAACAGAGUUAUCGGAGCGUGAAAAGACUCAAGAAUUAAAGAAACUACAUCGCUCCAAGAGCUCAAGUCGACGGCAAAAGGUCUCCCGCGUUGAGAGCGCAUCCUAUGCACCACAGACAGCGGCGGGGAAGCCGGCCGUGAAGAGAAGCGUUACUCAUUCUGGAGUUCCAUCUUUGUCUAAUAGUCGGCCCCAACGGCAAACCUCAUUUCAAGCAGCGGUCCCGGUAAUUGGCGGCGGUGGUGUCCAAGAAGACUCCAUCCAAAGGCCGUUCCUCGCCUUUGAAACCACAUCUCUCUCCGCUCUCUCACUCCCCUACGGUUUCUUUGCCGGCUCCAAUGGAAUCGUUGGUCCUGAAGAUAUCCCAAGGAUGGACUGGCCACUACAGAAAUGA
Molecule: messenger RNA, 1371 nt
Organism: Uncinocarpus reesii 1704
Lineage: Eukaryota; Fungi; Ascomycota; Eurotiomycetes; Onygenales; Onygenaceae
Exons: 2
Coding region: 1-1371 (456 amino acids)
Source: RefSeq, a predicted model, not a curated record